AUGCCUGUCCAAAAUACCGAUACAACAGUUGUCUUGACUCAUCCACACAACAAAGAAACUUCUGUAACCAUCUUAAAGUAUGGUGCCACGGUAUAUUCAUGGAAGUUAAAUUCUGAAGAACAAUUAUGGUUAUCUACUGCCGCUAAAUUAGAUGGUUCCAAACCAGUCAGAGGUGGUAUUCCAUUAGUCUUCCCUGUUUUCGGUAAGAACGAAACUGAUGAAUUAUUAAGCAAAUUGCCACAACAUGGUCUUGCUAGAAACUCCACUUGGGAAUUUUUAGGUCAAACAAAGGAAAAUCCACCAACUGUUCAAUUUGGAUUGAAUGAAAAAAUUGCUAAUCCAGAAUUGACUGCCUUAUGGCCAAGAUCUUUCCAAUUGGUCUUGACCGUUGAAUUAGGUGCCGAUUAUUUGAAAACAGGCAUUGAAGUUGAUAAUACAUCUAACACAGAAGCAUUGAAAUUCAAUUGGUUGUUCCAUACUUACUUAAGAAUCGAAGACAUUGAAGAUACAAUGGUUUCUAACCUAGCCGGUAUGCAUCUUUAUGAUCAAUUGAUUAAGGAAAGUUUCGUUGAUAAGCAUCCAGUCAUUACAUUCCACCAAGAAACUGAUUGUAUUUACUCUAAUGUUGAUGCUGAUCGUAACAUCCAAGUGGUUAGUAGAGGUAAGCAGAUUCAUACCUUGAAAAGAGAAAACUUGCCGGAUGCUGUCGUUUGGAACCCAUGGGUUAAGAAAUCUGAAGGAAUGGGCGAUUUCGAACCAAAGAUUGGUUACAAGAACAUGGUUUGUGUCGAACCUGGCCAUGUUCACGAUUUCAUUGAGUUGGCACCUGGUAAGAAAUGGAAUGCUUCUCAAUUGCUAUAUAAGGAUGAAUUGAAAUACCAAGCCAUUCAAUAG
Messenger RNA from Naumovozyma dairenensis CBS 421, 894 nucleotides. Its product is annotated as glucose-6-phosphate 1-epimerase. Gene Ontology annotation, biological process: carbohydrate metabolic process. Lineage: Eukaryota; Fungi; Ascomycota; Saccharomycetes; Saccharomycetales; Saccharomycetaceae. The record is from RefSeq and is a predicted model, not a curated record. The transcript has a single exon. Gene Ontology annotation, molecular function: isomerase activity; carbohydrate binding. The coding region runs from base 1 to 894 and encodes 297 amino acids.